Molecule: messenger RNA, 1419 nt
Organism: Nerophis lumbriciformis (worm pipefish)
Lineage: Eukaryota; Metazoa; Chordata; Actinopteri; Syngnathiformes; Syngnathidae
Source: RefSeq, a predicted model, not a curated record
AUGAUGUCCUCAAGCGACGACGUUCGAGGUGAAGGGUCUCUGUUCUCUGAUCAAAAUCCAUCCGAAUUGGAUGCUCUGUGUCCUUCCCCCCCAGGACCGUCAAGAACACAACGUCACUAUGAGAGGAUCGGGACACGGACGGGAACAUCUUUUUGUCAGACUCUGAUCCACCUGCUGAAGGGCAACAUUGGAACCGGGCUGCUGGGUCUGCCGUUGGCAGUGAAGAACGCAGGCCUUGUGCUGGGUCCAAUUAGCCUGCUGUGCAUGGGGGUCAUCGCCGUACACUGUAUGAGGGUGUUGGUUGACUGUUCCCACCAUCUUAGUGCAAAGGUAAACAGGCAGUCUCUGACCUAUGGCGAGGCGGUCCAGUACGGCAUGGAGAACAUUUCAUGGCUCAGAAGACACUCACAAUGGGGAAAACGGACAGUCAAUUUGUUUCUGAUCAUCACCCAGCUUGGCUUCUGCUGCGUCUACUUUGUCUUCCUCAGCGACAAUGUGAAACAGGUGGUAGAAGCGGCCAAUGCCACAACUUUCAACUGCCACAUGAACUUCAGCAACCAGACGCAAGUGCUGGUGCCCAGCUUUGACUCGCGACUCUACAUGCUCUGCUUCCUGCCCGCCUUCAUUCUCCUCGUCUUCACACCCAACCUCAAGUACCUGGCGCCGCUCUCGCUCAUCGCCAACCUGGUCAUGGCUGCCAGCCUUGUCCUCAUCUACUUUUACUCCAUCAUGCACAUCAAAUACCCCAUUGACCUUCCUGUCGUGGGCAGAGCGAAAGACUACCCGCUUUUCUUUGGGACAGCCAUAUUUGCAUUUGAAGGGAUCGGAGUGGUCCUCCCGCUGGAGAAUAAGAUGCACAGACCUCAGACUUUUCCACUGGUCCUCUACCUAGGAAUGGGCAUUGUCACCUUCCUCUACAUUAGCUUGGGCACCAUUGGGUACAUGUGUUUUGGCGCUGACAUCGGAGGCAGCAUCACUCUCAACCUGCCCAACUGCUGGACCUACCAGGCUGUCAAGCUACUCUACUGUUUCGGCAUUUUCAUCACGUUUGCCCUGCAAUUCUACGUCCCGGCCGAGAUCCUCAUCCCGUCGGUUGUGGCUCGCGUGUCCGAGCGUUGGGAGACUGCUGUCGAUCUACUGCUUCGUGCUGUCCUGGUCAUCUUCACAUGUGCCCUGGCUAUCCUGAUCCCGGAGCUGGACCUGGUCAUCUCGCUGGUGGGCUCGGUGAGCAGCAGCUUCCUGGCGCUCAUCUUCCCGCCCAUCCUGCAGGUGCUGACCUUCCACGGCGAGGGUUUGUCGCCAGCGUCGCUCGCCAAGAACAUGGUCAUCAGCCUUGUGGGCCUAGUAGGCUUCUUGGCAGGCACCUACGUGGCCAUCGAGCAGAUCAUCACGCGCAACUCGCUAAAACGCGAGCUCUAA